This is a messenger RNA of Trifolium pratense (red clover), 1535 nucleotides long. Its product is annotated as ATP-dependent Clp protease proteolytic subunit-related protein 1, chloroplastic. The record is from RefSeq and is a predicted model, not a curated record. Lineage: Eukaryota; Viridiplantae; Streptophyta; Magnoliopsida; Fabales; Fabaceae. Gene Ontology annotation, cellular component: endopeptidase Clp complex. Gene Ontology annotation, biological process: protein quality control for misfolded or incompletely synthesized proteins. Gene Ontology annotation, molecular function: ATP-dependent peptidase activity; ATPase binding; serine-type endopeptidase activity. The transcript is spliced from 9 exons. Bases 96 to 1208 code for a protein of 370 amino acids.
UUUUUAUUUGGGUGGAAAUUAAUUUAGCAAGGAGAUAAUAACUAGUGGAUGCAACAUACCCUAACCAGUUUCGUUCAAUUCAAUUCUCCGUUCCAAUGUCCUCUUCUCUCUCACCACCAUCACUCUCUUCUCCUUUCAUCCACGGUUCUUCAACUUAUCGCCAUGGAACCAAACUUUUUCUUCUUCCUCACUCUACCUCCACACGCAAACCUCGAUGCUUCAGAUCUUUCUCUUCAAAGUGCUCUCUCGACAACGUCCCCAAACAGUUCAGAGAGGAAAAUCUCAAAGAUGGAAUGAUGGACAACUACAAGAAUGCACCCAAGUUUCUGUACGGUCUUACUCCUUCACAAAUGAAUAUGUUCAUAAAUCCAGAAAAUCCUAUGAACAAGAUGUCUGAAAGAGUUACAAAGGAAAGCAUUUCAUCUGCCAGCAGUUAUUUGGCGAAUAGUAGUAUAUCUAGCAUGGAUAAACGUGGCUCUUCAAAGUACAGCAUGGGUGCUAGUAUGUUGUAUAGAGGAGGACGUAGGGGGGGAAGGGCUAGAAGAGCUCCACCAGAUUUGCCUUCUGUGCUCUUGGAUGCUCGAAUAUGUUUUCUGGGUAUGGCGAUGAAACCAGAGGUGACAGAACUUAUUGUGGCUCAACUUAUGUGGUUGGAUUAUGAUGACCCUUCCAAACCUAUUUAUUUAUAUAUUAAUUCGCCUGGGACUCAGGAUGAGAAGAGGAAUAUUGUGGGAGCAGAAACUAAUGCUUAUGCCAUAGCUGAUAUGAUGUUUCGUGUCAAAGCUGAUAUCUAUACCAUCAAUUUGGCAAUGGCGUAUGGCCAAGCAGCAAUGCUUUUGUCUCUCGGAAAAAAGGGUAAACGUGCCAUACUGCCAAAUGCAUCCACAAAAGUAUAUCUCCCGAAAUGCGACAAAUCAUUUGGUUCUGUUGGAGAUAUGUGGAUUAAGGCAAAAGAGCUGGAGACAAGUUCCAAGCAUUACAUUGAUUUGCUGUCAUAUGGAAUGGGGAAACCAAGGAAGGAAGUUGCUAAAGAAAUCCAGAAGUCUAGAUUUUUCCUAGCACAGGAAGCCGUAGACUUCGGAAUCGCGGACAAAGUAAUGGACUUCGGGGAAAAUGCAUUUGAGAAGCGGGAUUAUAAUGCAAUGCGUGCUGAAAGAGCACUCCAGAGAGGUGGUGGGAACCUUCAAGCGUCUCCUGCAGGAUUUUAGGUAAUUUCACGCACAAAAAAACAUUAGGUCACUUGUUCUGUUCCGCCUUUAAUGGUUGUUGGUGGGUUUGGUUCAAGUUGACCACUAGUAUAGAAAGGUCAAGCAGCUAUCUUCACACAUAUCAAGGUCAAAUGGAAAUAUAAACCGGUUAUUGUCUAGGUUCUGCAUCUGUAUCUUGGCACUGGGUUAUCUGUUAUGUACUUGUAUUACUUGACUUGAAUUAGCCGUGGUUUGUUUCAACUAAAGAAAAUGACUGGCCUGGGGAUUAUUUUCUGAACUUGUAUAUAUCAAACCAGUAUCAAUGUAAUGAACUUGAUGGCUGCACUA